UUUCGCUGGGGAGAGCGUGGUCUUCAUUCCGGUUAACUCGACUAUGGACAGAAAUCGGACGUUGCAAGACAGGGCUGUGAAUCAAAGCGCGUAUUCUGAAGGUUUGCUCGAGUUUACCUGUUUGCAUUAGCUCGGGUUGAAAUUAACCUCGCACUGAAUGUUGCAGGAAAUAGGCGCCGAUUGUGUUCACAUUUCCACUCAUUGUUUGUAGCUAAUGAAAGGGCUCUCUGGAGUCGGACUGCGGUAGUGUUUUGGCGGCUAAGCUUAAUUCGCAAUCGAAGACAACCCCUGUUGAAUUGUCGCACCAAACCCCUGAGAUAAAAGUGUGAUCGCGACGGAGACUUUUCCCAAAUUCGGGUGAAAGAACUAACCGCUAAGCUACAUAGCUCGAGUUAGCUGUAUCACUUGCGCGUCCUCGCGCCUCUGCCACGGAGCUGUGCGGAGAUCCACUUCCACGUAACGUCUGCCGUGCAGUGUUCCACUGUGCCAGCUGGGCUAGGCCACGUCCUUCUUGGACUGACAUUGGGCGGACUGGGGAAGAUGUCCAGUAUGCGGAAGGAGGACGACGGGGAAUAAAGCGUGAGAGAUGUGAGAAGUCUUGAUCGUUAAUGAUCUUCGUGUGGGGUUUGUGUUUCUGAGCGGUUGCCGCAUACGCAAGGCAUGUCACGUACACCGGGGAAAUACGCUCUUUGAGCCAUAAGGUUAAAAGCUGAAGUGACGGUUUUAAUUUCUGUUCGGACAUGAUCGGUUUCGGCGCAAACCGACGCGGGGGCCGACUCCCUUCCUUCAUCCUCAUCUUCCUUAUGGCGAUCAUCGCCAUACUGGCUUUCAACUACUGGACCGUGUCCAACAAGCACGGUCGCUUACUGGAUGAGUUGGUCGAGGUGCAGUCGCGGGUAAAGCGCACGGACGCGGCGAGGAGCCGCCUGGAGAAACGCAACUCUGAGCUCAUGGCGCAGGUGGACACGCAUAGGAAGCAGCUGGAUAAGAAGGAUGGAGACUACAGCGUCCUGGAGGGCAAGCUACAGGCCCGAGAUGCGCUCGUCAAAAAGUGCACCGACGAAAAGGUUAAGAUGCAGGGUGAUUUCUCAGCUCAAAUGACAGAAAUCCAAAGGCUGAAAGAGCAACUGAAUGAUUUGAAGCAGGAAUUUAUGAAGCAGGAAGAUCAGCUAAGAGACGUGAAAAAGAAUAGAACCACUUUGGAGAGAAAGCUGGAAUAUGAAAGUUUACAGUGUGGGCAACAGAUUGCACAGCUGAAAAUAGAGUAUGAAGAAUCAAAGAAGACGCUAGAAGAGGAAAUUGUAAAGCUAAGACAAAAUGCAAUUGACAGCCAAAAGGCCAUAGUGGCUGGAAGACACACUGAGGGAGCGCUGGGUCUGGCUCUGGCUGAAGAGCGCCAUACAGUGGCAACUCACCGACGUGACAGUCCAGAUUUAAAAGAUGUCAUGGGAAAGCCAGGCAGUGAUGCUGGCAUGCCUGGUAUUGAAGACAGUGAGGUGGGAAAACUUGAUGAAGUGCAAUUUGAAUUGAAGAAGCCAGCCAUCACUCUGAAGCGUGACGAUGCCCCUGAUGUGGUUCUGGGUGCUGGUGCUGGACCGGGCGUUGGGGCAGCUGAUGGCCCAGGGGCACAGGGCUUAUCUCUCGACCAACCCCGGCUCCAGCAGGACAGAGGGGAAGGCCAGGCAGCUGUGAUUGCCGCUCCAGGUGUCAUCAACCUAGCAGACAAACCAAUAAUAUUUGAAGAAGACAACAAGUCAGAUAUCAAAGCAGAUGAAAUGGGUGAACAGCAAAAACAACUUCGAGCCCCAGAUGUCAAAGGUGCAGGUGAACGUUUGAAGGGGAUUCCAUUGCCUGCUAACCCUGCCCAGGUACCCAACCCCAUCCAACCACACCACAAAGAACAAGUUCCAGCAGGGGCACUCCGUCAUCACCAAAGCCGGUUCUUUGACGAGAUCGAGUCCCCAGUAGAUCCGCAACAUGGCUCUAAGCUAGCGGACUACAAUGGGGACGAUGGCAAUGUGGGUGAGUAUGAAGCCGACAAGCAGGCUGAGCUGGCCUACAAUGAGGAAGAGGAUGGUGAUGGUGGGGAGGAAGACGUUCAAGAUGAUGAUGACCGAGACAUGCAGGGUGGUCGGGCUCUGGAUUAUGGAAAGCGACAUCAAGCCAUCGACAUUCUCUGAGGGUGAAAUUUGUACAGUAAAAUGUCAUCCAAAUAUCCUGACUUUCUUAUUUGGACAUCAGAAUCAUUCAGAAAUUACAUCUUGCAACCUUAGUGUCAUGGAUCACAUCCACAAACAGAUUACCGGUACUACUGAUGAAUUUGAAUUAUGUUCCCUAACAAUACAUGCCCAAACAAUAAACAGUAUAUAAUCAGUUGACGUAUGAAUUGGUAAUGGUUAGCCUCGGACAAUAUACAGUAAGUGGUCUAAAUAUUGACAACUAUUUUGCUGUAGGACUGAGUGCCGCCGUUCAUAGCGGAGUAGUCUAAAAUGGCAUAGUUUACACAGCAACUUUUUAUUUUGUUUUGUUUUUGCUGUGCUGGGAUGUUUCUCAAAAAUUUGGACUACCACAAUUUUUGGACACUCACAUGGAAGACAUUUUUGUUUUCAGUUUACAAUGGUGGAAAAGCCUUUGAAAUGCCAAGGACUUUGCUUACAGUCUAUUAAAUAAUUUUUUUGUGAACACA
This is a messenger RNA of Hippocampus zosterae (dwarf seahorse), 2686 nucleotides long. RefSeq names its product golgi membrane protein 2 (gene golm2). Lineage: Eukaryota; Metazoa; Chordata; Actinopteri; Syngnathiformes; Syngnathidae. The record is from RefSeq and is a predicted model, not a curated record. Bases 741 to 2180 code for a protein of 479 amino acids. The transcript is spliced from 10 exons.